Messenger RNA from Oryzias melastigma (Indian medaka), 1473 nucleotides. RefSeq names its product glucose 6 phosphatase, catalytic, 3 (gene g6pc3). The record is from RefSeq and is a predicted model, not a curated record. Gene Ontology annotation, cellular component: membrane. NCBI's taxonomy places the organism in Eukaryota, Metazoa, Chordata, Actinopteri, Beloniformes, Adrianichthyidae. Gene Ontology annotation, molecular function: glucose-6-phosphatase activity. Gene Ontology annotation, biological process: gluconeogenesis; glucose 6-phosphate metabolic process. The coding region runs from base 105 to 1127 and encodes 340 amino acids. The transcript is spliced from 6 exons.
ACAUAAAACACAAGUGCAACAAAUAAUUUUGGCUACACAACUUAGGACGGCUGCAUCUUCACUCACCAUCUAUACUUAUGUAAAUAAAUAGAAAGAUUUUGUAAAUGGAGACCGUGUACACCCACGGUAUUCGGGUGGCUGAAACCCUUCAGGAGCAGACGAGUCAUUUAGAAAAGUUUUGGCUUACUGUCACUCUCCUUGGAGAUCCUAAAGCAGCCUUUCUGCUCGUCUUUCCUUUUACCUAUUUCAUCAGCAAGCGAACUGGAGUGGCCGUCGUUUGGGUGGCGGCUAUAUCGGAGUGGUUAAACCUAGUGUUUAAAUGGAUACUGUUUGGAGAAAGGCCAUUUUGGUGGAUUGGUGAAUCCGGUCUUUAUGACAAAACCAGCCAACCCAAAGUUCAUCAGUUUCCUUCCACUUGUGAAACCGGACCAGGGAGUCCAUCUGGACACGCGAUGGUGACAGCGGCGGUCUGGUGGGUUGUCGUGUCAUCACUGGGGUCAUUCGUCUACUCCCGUACUCACAGCUUGGUGAUAUCAGCGGUUCCCUACAUGCUGUAUGUCACCGUUCUGGCUGCAGUUGGGAUCUCCAGGAUUUUCAUCCUUGCUCAUUUUCCUCAUCAGGUCAUUGCUGGCUGCCUCACAGGGCUCCUUUUGGGUGUCACUCUGAGGAGCACGGUUCCAGAAGGUCGCCCCCUGCUGUUCUUCUUCAGCUUCAGCGUUGGUCUGAUGUUCAGCGCUCUGGUACUCAACGUUGCAUUGCAGCAGCUGGGAGUUGACAUCUUUUGGUCAAUCUCUUUGGCGAAGAAAUGGUGCAGCCGCGGCGAGUGGAUCCGUUUGGACACAGCCCCGUUCUCCUCCUUGACCCGUGACUGUGGGGCACUUGUCGGUUUGGGGUUGGCCCAAUACUGGAAGCCGGGCGGCUGGUCCCUGCCGUGGGCGGCGAGAGCGUUAUCUUUGGCUGUUUCGUCGAUGGGACUCUAUCACGUGAACCGCCUGCCGCUCCCCGUGAAACCACAGAGUCUGUUCUAUAGUCUGUUCUUUGUCAAAUUUGUUCUCGUCCCUCAGAUCGUCAUGGUGUUUGUGCCGGGGCUGGUGCAUCUGCUGACACGCAAAAAGAAGAAAGACUAGGUGCUCUACAUGGGAGACCACAAAACUUUUUAAUUUUUCUCAAAAACAUAGUAUUUUGUGUACGGGGAACACUUAUUUUAGUUAGUUUACACUUUUAAUGCUUUGUGAAUCCUCCGACAAAGUCACUUUUCUUUUUAUUUAAAGACUACUUGAGCCUUAAGUGUAAAUAUUUAACUGAAUUUGUUGGAAUUGUGCUGUUUUAAUGUUUUCUUUGUCAUUUGAAUGCUUGUUCACCAAAAAAAAAAGAGAAAAACCCUUAAAAAGGGUUGUUAACUGAGUCACCUUUAUAUAUAUAUAUGUAUAAUUUUUUUAGCAAAAUCAAAUAAGAAAAAAGCAAUGAAUCUUC